This is a messenger RNA of Kockovaella imperatae, 1401 nucleotides long. RefSeq lists its product as hypothetical. Bases 1 to 1401 code for a protein of 466 amino acids. The record is from RefSeq and is a predicted model, not a curated record. Lineage: Eukaryota; Fungi; Basidiomycota; Tremellomycetes; Tremellales; Cuniculitremaceae. The transcript has 2 exons. Gene Ontology annotation, molecular function: protein binding.
AUGCUAGACCGCCUACCGUUUGAGAUACUCGCCGCCAUUCUGGACGGGCUGAGCUCUCAGGACUUGACUCAUCUGAGCCUGACCGACAGGUGCCUCUCCGAACAUGCAGAAGUCAAGUUGUUCUCCUCAGUCAGGCUUUGCAGCUCAGGUCUCGAAAGGGAUGUGGAUCUUUCUGUUGGAUACAGGAGACCUUGCGGUCUCAUCAAAAAACUUGUGCAGUAUCCCAUCAAGGCCAGUCACAUCCGAAAGCUCGAGCUGGUGAUCUCACCCCAGGACUUGGAUUCGCGCGUGGCCAUGCUUCUUCGUGGCUGUGGUCGUCACCUCCGGGAGCUCGAAUUAAGCGUGACGCUUGGUCCCGUGGAGGUGAAAGUCCUUAAUACGAUAUUGGACGAGAAUACCUCGGAUCUUCCACAGCUCACUCAUCUCUCGCUUCCGCUGUCGCUCCUAGGCACUUCACUGUGCAGAGAUCUGUUGAAGAAGACACCUAGACUCCGCCAUCUGAUUCUCAAGCGGAUUAAGUCUAGUUAUCUGACCAACUCGGAUGUAGGGCAGUCUCCCUCUCAGAACAUGGCUUCGACAAGAUUGAAGAUUGUCUGUAUCACCGAAUUGACAUUUCUAGACUAUGAGAGCGUGUCAAACCUUUUCACCACUUCUAAAAGCAUUGAGCGACUUGAGAUUACCUCGGGCCUCGCUGUCAAUGACACACCACCCUGGAGAGAACUCACUGAAAAGAUCCGUCAACUGCCGAGUCUGAGCCAUCUGACUGUGGAACUGGGCAGGCCUUGGAGAUGGGAGACGGGAGGAUUCAAUCAAUUACGGGACCUGACCCUUCAAAGACGAUACGAUGGUUGCUAUGUUCCUUCGCUGCAGGACUUGGCCAUUCCACCUCUCCCAAACCUGGAGAUUUUGCGUUUUGUCAACACAAGACAGACCUCGUCCAAUCCCUAUUUCUGCUGUCAGCAUUCGCGUCAGUCGACGCCGCCCGCGAUUCAGACUGUAGAGAUUCCCUCAAGCAUCCUUGGGAAUAUUCGAAUGGCUCCCAGACUUCACAGGAUCGAACUUCACACGGUCCUACCGAGGCUCAAUCUCGGAUGCUGGACUGAAUCCCCUGAGAUGAUGGAAGAAGCGGUCGUUGAGUGCAUCAGAAUUCGGUCAGUGUCCACGCCGGGACGCUUUGAGCCCAUAUUUUGGUGUCGGAACGAUUCGCACGUUCUUCUGCGGACCGAUGGAACAGUCAGACAUCUCAAAGACCGUGUGGCGCAAGACUGGAUCAGCAUCGCAGGUCAAUCCGCAAAGCAACGAGUCGAGAUUCUGCCAGAUAGAAUCAGCGUGUCAGCUUGGAUCAAAGAUGAAAGGCAGGUGAUCGUGCCCAUGGAUGUGUGGGAGCUUCCGUCCGGCUAG